GAAGGCAGCAUCAACAGCUGUAGCUCCGGUGGAAACAAACAUGAACAUGAACGAAAGGAAAUGUCCUGUUACCCUGAAAAUCAUCCUCAUAGGAGACUCUGGGGUGGGAAAAUCCUCCUACAUGAACAGAUAUGUGAAUCACCGCUUCACCAACAUGUACCGAGCCACUGUAGGGACCGACUUCCUCUCCAAGACCGUCAACAUAGACGGGGACACUGUCACCCUGCAGAUCUGGGACACAGCAGGUACUGAGAGGUUCCAGUCUCUGGGUACACCUCUGUACAGAGGAGCCCACUGCUGCAUGCUGGUGUUUGAUGUCACAUCCAAGGCCAGUUUCUCCGCCUUGGAUUUGUGGAGGAAGGAGUUCCUGGUCCAGGGUGAACCCCAGGACCCAUCUGACUUCCCUUUUAUUGUCCUGGGCAACAAGACCGACCUGAGUGACCGGGAGGUGUCAGGCAGGUCGGCUCUGCAGUGGUGUGAGGAGAUCGGAGCAGAGUACUUUGAAGGAAGCGCCAAAGAAGAUCUAGACGUAGAGAAGCCGUUUCAGAGAGCGGCUCAGAGCGGCUUACAACAGUACAAAAAACACACAUUGGAAAAUACAGGACAUUUCCAGAUAACCUGCAAACAGCCGACAGAAACUCGCAACACCUGUGAAUGCUGAGAGCAGCACUCGUCCCAGUGUGGGAGGGAAAGUUCAGAGAGACCUCGGCACUGCUGAUGAUGACCUAUCUAACGAGGGUGCAAAAAUAGUGACCCAGCAAAGGUACUAUGGAAGGAAAGGACACAAUUGUAUACCACAUGGAGAGAGGAACAAACUCAUUAAAUGUUUUUUCUUUUUUUGAGAACCUUCAGCUUAUGGUCUAACUUAAGGCAUCACUACUAAAAUACACUGCUUUUGCAUGCAUGUCUAGUUUUGUUCAACAGACACACUGACACGCACAAAAUUAUGAAUGCAUAUGAAGAGAAAGUUCGCUUCUAGAAAGAAAUCGGGAGAAACCACAAACGGAAACCAAGGUGCGAGCCGGAGAAAAGGCGGCAAGCGGAAACCUUGGCUCUGAUCUUCCUUCCUGGCCGUUACCAUCACAAAUGAAUCCGCCCUUAAAAAGUAGAUAUACACUCAUGUCCAGUCAGAAACCUCCUCCCUGUACAAGUUUGUACUGUAAUGAACCUAAGCAGUGAUUCAGACUCCUACAGUGAAUCAGCUCGACAGAAGCAAAUUAGAACAAUCAGGGAGACUAUAUAUAUUUAUAUAUAUAUAUUUGUUUCUUUUAUAAGUAAAGACACAAAAGGCAAUCAAGAGAUGACCAACAUGUAAAAACAGUUUGUUACAGGUAAUUAUAUAAAAGGCCAAGAUGUUUUUUUUGUUUGUUUUAUUCUUGCUCUAUGAACGAACUAAUUUACAAGUGAGUACACUCCGGCUAUGUAAGCUUUCUUCCCAAGACAUCCCCAUUCAAAGACAUACGGGUUUACACGUCACAGUUAGCUUGCACACCAUCUGUAGUCUGAAAUACAGAGCCGUGGAAGGAAAAAAAUUAAAAUUUAUUAAAUGGAUUCACAUACAUCAAUAGGAUAGGGAAAAUAGGUCUACUAAUAUAAUUUGCCAUUCUAAAAAUUAAAGAAGAGGUGAGACACCACAUUCAUGAGCAUAAAAAGCGUAGGACAACUGAUUGGGAUAUUAUUGGGGAAAAGGUAUGAAAAGAUCUGAUGUUAUUUUUCACAUACCCCAUGAAAUUCCUUGUUUGGCAAACAAAGCAACACAAGAAUUGAGUAGUAAACAAAGUAAAAACUCUCCUCUCCCUGGGUCCACUUCAAAGUUCCCUUCAGUCCUAUAACCUCUGCGGUUCUACUUGGAACAAAUACAAAAGUCUUUCUCUCUUUCACCACCAUCUGUUAACAGGAACAUACGACCAACUGAAUGAAGAUUUUUAAAAAUAUAGUGGCAACCUCAACACAGCCACCAAUCUUCCCACAAACACAAACUAUGGGGAUGAACAACAGUUAAAAAAAGUGAUGUCUUUAAAAAUGCACACAACAUACACAUACACACAGGAGAAAAAAAAAGCUUAAAAAAUACAAAAAUAAACUACACAAAAGAU
Messenger RNA from Seriola aureovittata, 2096 nucleotides. RefSeq lists its product as uncharacterized. The coding region runs from base 41 to 661 and encodes 206 amino acids. The transcript is spliced from 5 exons. Gene Ontology annotation, molecular function: GTPase activity; GTP binding. The record is from RefSeq and is a predicted model, not a curated record. Gene Ontology annotation, cellular component: lysosome; late endosome; phagocytic vesicle. Gene Ontology annotation, biological process: endosome to lysosome transport; phagosome-lysosome fusion. Lineage: Eukaryota; Metazoa; Chordata; Actinopteri; Carangiformes; Carangidae.